UCGAAAUACUGGCAUUACUUAUUCAUUAUUUUCAUUUUAUGAGUAGUAUUCAAUUCUUCGUCUUUAACCUCUGUCAACUGAAAUACGGAUAAACACCUUAUUAAUAAGAGUUUUAAAAUAUUGAAUAUGGACUCACAGUUUCCAAUUUAACAAGAAAACAAGUGGAUUGAUUUUGUUAGACUUAGUAAUGGCGUUCCUCAAGGAUCUUAUUUUAUUUACUGUUAUCUCUUUGGUUGUUGUGUCUCAUUCAUUGUUUGUAUUUGGAUUGAAAAAAUCAAGACACAAUAUUCAUCGAUAUGGAAAAUCUAAAGACGUUAGGACGACUUUUAGAAGAGAUAUGUCUUUGAGGUCGGCACGAGAGUUGUACACAUUUACGGAGGAUAAUGAUGGUAUUCGAUUAAAGAAAAAAGGCCACCAUAAGAGGAAGCCAGACAGGACAUCCAAGAGGCAAAACAUCGAAGUUUCUGAGGUGUUAAAAGAUCUUGCUGAGCUAGCAACAGCAGUGUCGGACGGGACAGGAAACACUUCGUUCACGACAACUGCUCCAGUAAACACUAAUGUUCCUAUAGUAUGGCCAAAUGCAACAGCUAUGCCAACAACUGCUAACCCUACGGAAACUGCCACUGAUAACCCUACGGGAACUGCCACAGCAAACCCCACCGGGAAUCCCACGGGAACACCAACUGGAACGCCGUCAGGUACCCCCACGAGUACAGAUUCUACCCUUACUGCAAUGCCUACCUCCGCUUCUACCACGACAGGCACUACCACGACAGCUACUACCCCUUCUUCUUCAACAGCCAGUGGUAAUGGAACCACAUCUACAACAACAGCACCAGUUACUACUUCAACAACUCCGGCUCCUGGUAAAACCACUAUUCCUGUAACAACCCAACCCACUACUAAGCCAACGCCAACGACGUCUACUCAAACAACUACAACUACUCCAUUUACUAUGAUGCCUGGAAAGGACCUUCUGCCUUGGAUAAAAAAGCUGUUGGAACAAGGAGGACUCGGAAGUACUGGCUUAACUGGUUUGCUUGGACAGGGAGGAAUAAGUCCAGGUGUAAUCAUUCCAGGUGUUACAGGUGGACAAACUGGCAUUCCAGGAAUAACUGGACAAACGGGCAUUCCAGGAAUAACUGGACAAACUGGGAUUCCUGGCAUAACUGGACAAACUGGAAUUCCUGGCAUAACCGGACAAACUGGAAUUCCUAGCAUACCUGAUAUUCUUGGUAUAUCUGGAGAAACCGGAAUUUCAGGACCUACUGGACAAGUUGUAGCUGCCGGUCAAGGUCUUACUGCUUUUCUAGGGCAAACCGGACUUGGUGGAGCAAUUGGAAAGGUUAUCCCCGAAAUAAAAAUAUCUCCAUCUGGCAUGAUAACCAUCCAUCACCAUCAAGUCUUACCUUCAGGGAUCCAUACAGUUAAAUUUCCUAGCACUAAAGUUCCUGGUGGGAUUUUGCCAGGUCUUGAUCCAAAGGCUCCUUGUAAGAAUAAAGUGCGUUACUGCAAACAGUGGGCAAAGCGAGGAGAGUGCCUUAAAAACCCUGCAUUUAUGUUGGCUAAUUGUAAGAAAAGCUGCACCUCUUGUGCAACGUGUUCCAACACCACUCCAAAGUGCAUUCAAUGGGCAAAGGCUGGAGAGUGUACCAGAAAUGUGCAGUUUAUGGAAGACAAAUGCUGGAAGAGCUGCUCUGAAUGUGCACCCUGUAUGAACAAACAUCCGCAAAAAUGUUUGUUGUGGGCAAAGAUGGGCGAAUGCCACAAGAAUCCAACAUUUAUGAUGAGAGAGUGUUGGAAAAGCUGCUCGGGUUGCGGGAAAUGCGAGAAUCACCUUCCCAUGUGUGUAGCCUUGGCCAAGCGUGGAAUGUGUCAAACGCAUCCAGGAGCAAUGUCAAUGCUUUGCUGGAGAAGUUGCUCUGGCUGUGCCCCUUGCGUCGAUCAUCGGCAAGAAUGUGAAGCUUGGGCCAACAAAGGAGAGUGUGUAAGAAACCCUGGCUUCAUGAACAAAAUCUGUUGGAGAAGCUGCUCUGCAUGUUGCGUUGAUAAGCACCUUAGCUGUAAACAGUGGGCCAAGGACGGGGAAUGUACCAAGAACUCGAGCUUCAUGAACCAUAACUGUAGAAAGUCCUGCAGAAAGUGCUGAACCUACAUAUACUAAUGCUUGUUAGAAUAAGCAUGAUGUGAUACAAACCAUAUCUAUUACCAUUUUGGCACAUAUCUUUAUUCUUUAACCAUUCCCUUCCUAGUACAAAUGUUCGUGUAGACAACCACAACUAGUUCAAACUCGUUAAUUUGUUCAUACAACUGUCUUUUACUAGCCAGUCGAUUUAUUAUUUUUAACUUUUUUCUGUUACAUUUUUGUGUUUUACCUUUUUUGUUUUUGUUUGUUUGUUUAGGUUUUUUGUUUUUGUUUUUAAUUUGUUGUUGUUGUCGUUGUCGUAUUUGUUUUAGAUUUUACCAUUUGUAUUUUCAUGGACCCCUUCCACGAAAUGCUUACGUAUUUACUGGGGAAUCUCGUCUCUGAUCUCUACUUCCUAUUGAUGGUUUUCAACCAUUCCCAAGAGAAUUAAAUAACAAAAGACACGGCGGCCAUGUUGGAGGAUAUAACAAAAUUAUUCAUUGACAAUUCUUUUGUUAAGUUCCUCCAACAUGGCCGCCGUGAAAACCAUCAAUAUAGCCGACAAAAUCAUCUCUCUUUCGCUAUAUUUUCCUAUUUACUUUCAAAAUAUUUCAAAAUUUCAUGUUAUCCUCUGAAAAGUUCAUGGGAUCACAGGGUUAACAUAAUAUCAGGCGGAAUGCGGAGCAAAGUUAUUUAAAAAAUCAUUUUUGUUAUGCUUGGACCUUCAUUGACUUACUGAAGUGUCUGCAUGUGGGGGAGGGGGACAGGCCUAGUUUUCUCAAACUUGUCACUUAUCUAAACCUGGUACCCAUCCUCUUCGCGCCUCACGGCACAUUUACACUUGACUCAUUUACAAAAACAGAAAUAAUCGUGAUUUGUGUUGGUAUGUAAAAUACAUAAGACAAAGAUAUCUCAUUAGCCAGAAACUACUGAAUGCAUCAGUCUUUACAUCGCUUACGACUAGUGCACCAAGAAUUCAGAUACAAUACCAACAUUUUUAAUAUUCAGCCAUCCAUCCCGAGGUUGAAAAAAAGUGGUUCGAGUUAGAGUGACCACAGUAAAUCCGUGAAACACUAAUUACUAAAUAGUACAAAAUAGUGCUAAUUAGACAAUAGAAAACAAUGGAAUUUGCAUGAAAUUGUGCUAUUUAGUAUUACUAAAGUUUCACGGAUUUACUGUGGCCACUCUAGUAUUGCAGAGCAUUUUGGGUCUGUGUUAGAGCACGAAAUAGACGCCAUCUUGGAAGUAUGUCAUCUAAAUAAGACCCUCAAUGCACUGCAAUGCCAACGGGCCGUACCUCCCCACUGAUUUAGUUUAAGAUGCGACAUUAAUUCCGUUUUUCUUCGACAUUCAAAUAUUGUUGCCUGCCUCGUCCUGUUUUAUGUUGUCGCAAGAUUCACUGUCAAACCCAAAAAAUUCGGCACCAAACGUACUUGUAAAAUAUGGCAAAAUAUAUUAAUAAAAACAUAUCGAUAUAUAUAUAUAUAUAUCAUGUAUA
Molecule: messenger RNA, 3623 nt
Organism: Actinia tenebrosa (Australian red waratah sea anemone)
Lineage: Eukaryota; Metazoa; Cnidaria; Anthozoa; Actiniaria; Actiniidae
Source: RefSeq, a predicted model, not a curated record